UGUCGAUCUCACCCACAAGUUCAGACGUGCUACAGCGAGCGCCUUUCGAACAGCACAGCACGAAAGCCAUGCAGAGCCCCCCCCUCCGACCGAGUCCUUCUCACUGCAGGUGCGCAUGCUCAAGCGCAUGCUGAGGAACAUAGUCCCCGAGCACCUCGACCCCGACCUCUUGGAGUGCGCCUCGGUGGACAACUUCCAGGGCCGCGAGAAAGAUCUUAUCAUAUUCUCGGCCGUGAGGUGCAACAGGACUGGCACGGUCGGUUUCCUCGCCGACUGGCGCCGCUUGAACGUGAUGCUCACUCGGGCGCGGAAGGGCAUCGUCAUCGUCGGUAGCUCCCGGACUCUGAAGACCAACGAGCACUGGGGCCAGUGGCUCGAGUUCUACCAGAAGUGCGCCUCCGGCAGAGCAAGGACCCCCAGCCCCGACAAGAACAAGCCGCCCCCAAAGGACGAGACGCCAGAGGAGAUGGAGGCCAGGCUCAAGAAGGAGAGGGUCGAGGCGGCGCGCAAGCUGUCCAUGGCGAUCCGGUUUCCCGGCCUCGCGGGGGCCGAGAAGAAGAAGGAGAAGUCCAGAUCCAGGUCCUUCUCGCCGGUGCGCCUCGAGGGCACCGCAGACACGCGC
Molecule: messenger RNA, 622 nt
Organism: Prorocentrum cordatum
Lineage: Eukaryota; Dinophyceae; Prorocentrales; Prorocentraceae
Source: the annotation of a GenBank genome assembly